Messenger RNA from Danio aesculapii, 3561 nucleotides. It is a transcript of the gene pex5la, whose product is annotated as peroxisomal biogenesis factor 5-like a. Bases 366 to 2204 code for a protein of 612 amino acids. Gene Ontology annotation, molecular function: protein binding. Gene Ontology annotation, cellular component: cytosol; peroxisomal membrane. The record is from RefSeq and is a predicted model, not a curated record. Gene Ontology annotation, biological process: protein import into peroxisome matrix, docking. The transcript is spliced from 15 exons. Lineage: Eukaryota; Metazoa; Chordata; Actinopteri; Cypriniformes; Danionidae.
GCUGAAAAAUCAAACCAACUACGAUAAAAACCAUCAGAACCACACUGGGGCUUUGAUUAUGACGUAGGCAAGAUUCUCGAGCGUUCAGCGCAUCCGUCGCGCGCCUCAGUAAGUUGGUGAAGAGACUCGCCGGCGCGCGUGAAGCUCGGAGCGGCUGCUCUCAAGCCUCCUCACCCUAUAAAGUGCGUCGGUGACGAAAGCAAAUUCAGCACUUGCUCCACGAGACAGCUCCAGUGCGGCGGCUCCCCAAAACUGGACUUUCAGUACUUUCAGAACACUCUUGCGCGCAUGAACAGUAGAAGUCUCCUCAUAUUUCUUGUGUUCAUCUAACUGUGAUCUGGGACCUUUUUUAUUCUCCACUAAAUAUGUACCAGGGGCAUUUGCAGGGGAAAGACUCUAGGGCUGCAGAUAAGACCGUUGCCAUGGUCCUGAAGGAGAUUCCCAAUAAGGCGUCCUCUGAAGGCAAACCCCUCCUCACGGUGACAAACAAGCUGGUGAGCGAGCAACAAGAGAGCCGUCCCUUGCUGAGCCCUUCCAUCGAUGAUUUCCUCUGCGAGACCAAGUGUGAUGGUGCUGCCCGACCAGUAACCUCAAACACAGCAGUUCUGUCCUCCUCUCUGGACCUGCUGGAUCUGAGUGAGCCUGGUGAGAGAAGACACAGCAAAGACAGAAAGAGCCCUCUUUCUUCUAAAAGCACACCGUAUAGGAAGAAGCCAGAUGAAACAGAGUUGAUCCAAGUGGACAUUGAACAGAGUAUUCCAUGUUCCCGCACACCUGAAAAAAUCUCAUUGGACUCAGCAGCAGUUCCAUCUUCAUUGGACAAAUGGGAAGAGCUCAACCCACACCCAGAGCGAACUGGUAGCAGAAAGUGGAAACUUGAGAGAAGACGUUCAUCAAAGAAUUCUGGUGAAUUUGUGUGGUCUAUGGAUUGCAAGCCUCAGCUAGACACUGUCCACAGGAACUCCCUGGAGGUAAACAAUAAAGUAGAGGCAGAAGCCGUGCCAGUAACCCAACUCAACAGGCAAUAUGUUAGUGGAAGACAUGGCCGAUUGAGCAAAGAGCAGAGGUGGGGCAGCACACUGCUGUCCAGAAACCAGUCUCUGGAGGAAGAGUUUGAGAGAGCGAAGGCAGCAGUGGAGUCAGACACAGAGUUUUGGGAUAAGAUGCAGGCAGAAUGGGAAGAACUUGCUCGCAGAAACUGGCUAACAGAAAAUGAGCAGCCACAGAUUCCCUCCAAUGUGUCUCCUUACGAAAAGGGAUAUUACUUUCACACAGAUAACCCUUUCAAAGACUGGCCGAAUGCGUUUGAGGAGGGAUUGCGCAAGUCGAGAGAAGGAGAGCUGCCGAACGCUGUGCUUCUUCUGGAAGCUGCCGUGCUGCAGGACCCUCAAGAUUCAGAGGCUUGGCUGGUGCUGGGAACCACACAAGCAGAGAGUGAGAAUGAGCAGGCAGCAAUUGUCUCCCUCCAGAGGUGUCUGGAGCUCCACCCCAACAACCUCCAGGCCCUCAUGGCUCUGGCGGUGAGCCUGACCAACACGGGCAUGAGGCAGGAAGCGUGUGAGGCACUGCUGGGCUGGAUAAGACACAACCCCAAAUAUAAGCAUCUUCUGAAGAGCCGCACGCACCUGCAGGGCUCACCUGGAUCACGGAGACCUUCCUAUCCCUGCCCAGUCAGCUGCCCCCUGUUGCCAGAGGUGAAGGAUCUUUACCUGGAAUCAGUCCAGCAGAACGUGGACACCAUUGACCCAGACCUGCAGACUGGGUUGGGAGUGCUGUAUAACCUCAGCUCUGAGUUCAACAAAGCAGUUGAUGCUUUCAAUGCAGCGCUGUCAGUGCGGCCGGAGGACUACCUGCUGUGGAAUCGGCUGGGGGCAACGCUGGCUAAUGGAGAUCGCAGCGAGGAAGCAGUGGAGGCCUAUACCAAAGCCCUGGAGCUCCAGCCUGGCUUCAUCCGCUCGCGUUACAACCUCGGCAUCAGCUGCAUUAACAUGGGCGCUCACAGGGAGGCAGCCAGUAAUUUCCUGACGGCCCUUGGUCUGCAGAGGAAGAGCAGGAGUCGUCAGCUUUCCCACCAGGUGAUGUCUGGGAACAUCUGGGCAGCGCUGCGGAUUGCUCUCUCCAUGCUGGACCAGCCAGAGCUCUUUCAAGCUGCUAACAUCGGAGACCUGGAUUUACUAAUGAGAGCUUUCAACCUGGACAUGUGAGAGAGGAAACCCUUUAAACAUGGCCAACAUCCAAAGUCCUUUAUGAGACCAACUUUGUCAGCAAGCAACUUGUUUUUUUUUCUUUCUUUUUUUUUUCCGCAGAGCACCUUUACAUUCCUGAGAACUGAGUGCUGGAUGAUACUAUUUUUAAGUAGAUUUGCACAUCAGUUUAAGAUUAAGAGCACAACGCCGGGUGAAGAUUGUACAAGUAUGCCUUAGAGAAAAUAUCAGCUAGUCCUGCUACAGAAGAAAAUCUGUUUUGACUUGUGAAACUGAUGAAAGGAACGCAGACGUUAAAUGCGCAAGAACAAGACUGACUCCACAUCAGUGACUUGAUUAGAUGUACUGUAUUACGUAGACUCCAUGCAUUGGUUGAAUUGCACUGUUUAUUUGAGAUGGUGAGGUCGUUUUAUUUGUUUGUUAAUUUUGGGGAUUUUGGUGGCCCUUGGUUGAACCCUGGACACUCCUCGCCUGAUCUCUGCUGCAUCGCCCCCUUUAUUUCCUGGAGCUUGCAGACCAGAUUUUAAAAAGCCUUACUUAUCGUGCAUGUAAAAUAGGUUACUGAGAUGUUAUCAGUAUGAUAUCAGAUAAAAGCCAUUCCUUGCCAUACUUUGACCUCUUGAUAAAACUGAAACCGAAGUCUACGUUUCAUCAAGGUCUUUUUUUUCUGUUUGUAAAACAUACCACAUCUUUGAAGUGUAGUAGGCCUACUGCUUAUUUUUCUGAAUUCAGUGCAGGGAAUUCACAUAUACUGCCCGCAAUAUCAAUCUAGAUUUGACAGGAAAACAAGUGUCUUUUGUGUUUUUGGAAAAAAAAAACGCUGCCCAAAAUCUAAGCCAAAAUAUUUGUGAUUAUAAGAGUUUUUUACCCUGAUACUGUCAUCGUUGCUCAUUUAUGCUGCCUUCAUGUGCUAUCAAAUUUAUGAUGAAUAUGAGAGAAAUUGUACAUGAAUAGAACCUAAAGCUGCAUUUCCAUGGAAGCUUGCUUUCGCUACACAUUUCAGACUUUAUUCCUACUUAUAACUAUAUAAGUAGACGCAAACUUGGAAUUCUUUGCAAACUGUGUAAGUUGGGAGAAAGAUAAACCACAUGAACUUCACAUGUUAAAAUGAGAAACAUAAAAUGUGGUUUCUAAUAUUUUUUUUUCCUGGGAAACCUGUGUGAUCACAUAUGAACACAUGGAUCACAUUAACCUGGCAUAUAUAGCAAGCUGUUAUAACAUUUAACCCUUAAAAAAGUGUGUGUUUUCAUGCUAAUAAUUCUUAUUUUUCAGCUACUACUGUUUAUUCUAUUAAGUACCAAUACUUACUCACUAGCUAGUGCUUAGCUUUAGGUACUAGUACUUGUGUGUUACAGAC